CUUCAUAUUUUGAGUGAGCCAGUGCAUAGGGCGCGGUUUUCAAACUCUCUGCGCGCAAAUCUUUACGCUGGCCUGCUUCCAUUCCUCUGCAUGCAUGUGGACACCUAUUGAGUGUGAAGGGAGAGAACGCAUGACCCUUCUCUUUCUCUUAUUUAAUUAAGUCUCUCUCUUUCCCCUGCAACAUGUGAAGAUGAUGGGGGAGCAACUUUUUGAAAACAAGCAAAACAACGCCUGCUUCUUAAGCAUUUUCUUUCCCGACAGUGAUAUGUUGGGGAUAAUCAAGUCUUGAUUGAUUCCCUUUUGCUACCUCUGUGUGCUAUUUCCAAUUGUUCAUCACCCCCUUCUGCUUUUUUCAUGUCUGUUGUGGGGAAGCUCUUAACUUGUUUAGGCUUCUCUCUUAUAAAGGGUAAAGCCUAAUUAUACGAAUUCACAACACCACUUUCCUUUUGUACCAUGGCGCUUCUCUCUUCCUCUCUCUCUCUUCCCCAUCAUCCAUUGCUCUACUUCCCUACCAAGUCCAUUCCUUUAGAUUUCUCUCUCUCUGCAACUGCCAACUCCCAUGAUUCUUCUCCUCUGAUGCAGGGGUCAAAGAUUGAGAGGAUCAGGGGAUUGUUUGAGCAUAUGAAGCUCUCUGUAUCGGCGUAUGAUACGGCCUGGGUUGCCAUGGUUCCAUCUCUCUCUUCCUCUAAUGGCGCUUCUCCUCUGUUCCCUGAGUGUUUAACAUGGGUGUUGGAGAACCAAUAUCCGAAUGGCUCUUGGGGUCUCUGUAACAACCAUCCUCACUUGAUCAAAGACUCACUCACUUCUACAUUGGCAUGUACUCUCUCUCUCAAGAAAUGGAACAUCGGCGAGGAUUAUAUCAAUAGAGGGUUGAAUUUCAUUGGUUCGAAUAUCAAGUUUGCUGAUGAUGAGAACCAGCUUUCCCCAAUUGGGUUUGAUGUUAUAUUUGGGGGAUUGCUAGGAAAUGCCAUAGAAUUGGGUUUGAAUUUACCUUUCUCUACCCAUUUUAUUGAGACCAUGCUGCUUAAACAUAGUUCUGAAAUUCGAAGGUUAUCUGGAAGCAAUAUUGAGAGAGACAUGGCCUAUCUAGCUUAUAUUGCAGAGGGAUGUAGCAAAUUACUUGAGCGGGAGAAGCUUUUAAAAUAUCAACAGAAGAAUGGUUCUCUAUUUAAUUCUCCGUCUGCGACCGCAGCUGCCUUCACCCACUUCCACGAUUCUAAAUGCCAAGAUUACUUGCAUCAACUCUUAGAAAAGAUCGGCAAUGGAGUCCCUGCAACUUAUCCUUUCGAUAUCUAUACUCGUCUAUAUAUGGUUGACUGUGUUGAGAGAUUAGGAGUUGCAAGGCAUUUUGGGGAUGAAAUUAGCGUAAUUCUGGAUGAUACCUAUAGAUGCUGGCUAGACAACGACGAGGAGUUAUUUUCAGAUAUUUCAACAACUGCUAUGUCAUUUCGGCUUCUUAGGAUGAAUGGCUACGAUGUUUCCUCUGAUAGCCUCGGUCAUUUCAAAGAAGAGAACUUUUUCCCCAACCCUGAAGAAGGCAACCAUACUAUUGUGAAUACCGUUCUAGAAAUGCACCGAGCUUCACAGAUCACGAUACUCCCCAACGAACCUGUCCUGGAAAAAUUACACUCAUGGUCUAGUCAUUUCCUGAAGCAACAACUGAUCAAGAUGGAUAAGCAACCAGCUGUGGUUGUUCAAGACAUUGCUAGAGAGGUGGAGCAUACCAUCAUGUUUCCGUGCUACUCCAUGUUGGAGCGCCUUGAGAAUAGGAGAUAUAUUGAUCAAUGUGGUGCUGACAAUAUUAGGAUUGCAAAAACAGCAUUUAAGUUAAACAAAAUCAGCAACAAGGAUAUGCUUGAAUUCGCAAUUGAAGAUUUUCAACUCUGCCAGUCCAUUCAUCAAAAGGAACUUGAACUACUAGACAGGUGGGUGAAAGAAUGGAGAUUGGACCAACUCAAGUUUGCUAGGCAGAAGCUGAACUUUUGUUACUUCUCUGUGGCAGCCACUCUGUUCGAGCCUGAUUUUGGCGCAGCUCGAAUUUCAUGGGCCAAAAAUGCAAUUCUCACUACUGUGAUAGAUGACUUCUUUGACAUAGGUGGUUCAAAAGAAGAACUCGAGAAUUUUAUCGAUUUGGUUCAAGGGUGGGAUGAAAAUGCAGUGGUACACUAUUGCUCUGAAAAUGUCCAGAUUAUAUUCUUUGCACUUCAAGAUGUCAUUAACGAACUUGGUACAGAAGCAUUUACUCAUCAAGGGCGUGAUGUAAAGCAUCACUUAAUAGAGAUCUGGCUUAGGUUUCUUCAUUCGCUGAUGAAGGAGGCAGAGUGGUUGAGAAAUAAGAUUGUGCCAUCCUUGGAUGAAUAUAUCAAAAAUGGUUAUGUAUCAUUUGCUUUAGGGCCCAUCAUUCUCCCAGCUCUAUACUUUGUUGGGCCAAAACUCUCAGAGGAAGUAGUCACUCAUCCAGAGUACGAGAAUUUAUUCCAUCUUACUAGUAUUUGUGGGCGCCUCCUCAAUGAUAUCCAAGGUUUCGAGAGAGAGAAAAACGAGGGGAAAUUGAACAGCAUAUCAUUGUUUAUGAAGCAUGUGCAUGGUGCUAGUGAAGAGGAGGCCAUGAAACACAUGAGGGGUGUGAUUGAUCGAAGUAGAAGGGAGCUGCUCCGUAAGGUCGUGUGUGCUCGUGGGAGUGUGAUUCCCAGGUGUUGCAAGGAUCUGUUUUGGAAUAUGACAAGAAUACUUCACCUUUUCUACUCAACAAAUGAUGGGUUUACAUCUCCUCAUGAAAUGUUGCAUUCUGUAAAUGCAGUCAUCCAUGAACCCUUGGUUCCUUUGGUAAUCUCUUGUGAUGAGGCUCACGGUCCUCCAACACCAGUUUGCCCAUAACGCUUUCUUUCCUUUUCUUUUUCUUGGCAUUCAGGAUUUCAAUUCGUCAGUUCGAGAAAGGAUGAGUCUUGUGAGGUGGCACAUUUCCAUGCUCUCCAAAAUACUCAAAAAAAGGGUAUGAUACAAGAAGAAGUCACAAAAUAUUCUGCAACCGACUGAAUCUAAUGUGUGACACUUGUACAAUCGCAAUAAUAAUUGGAUAUGGAUUUUUUGUAAAAAGGGGGCACAUUUGGUGACCAGCAGAGGUCUCUCUCUCAGAAAAGUUUCAAGAAGAAAACUGUAAAACAAAAAGCUUAUAAUUCAAUUACUUACAUUCCUUG
Amborella trichopoda is the source of this 3197-nucleotide messenger RNA. RefSeq names its product Terpenoid cyclases/Protein prenyltransferases superfamily protein (gene GA2). Gene Ontology annotation, biological process: diterpenoid biosynthetic process. Gene Ontology annotation, molecular function: terpene synthase activity; magnesium ion binding. The record is from RefSeq and is a predicted model, not a curated record. Lineage: Eukaryota; Viridiplantae; Streptophyta; Magnoliopsida; Amborellales; Amborellaceae.